AUGGGCCACUACGGCAUCCGCGUGGCCACCGGGGCCUGGCGCUUCUCCGGCUCGCACAACCGCGUGCAGCUGUGGCUGGUCGGGGCGCGCGGGGAGGCGGAGCUGGGGCUGCAGCUGCGGCCGGCGCGGGGCAAGGAGGAGGAGUUCGAUCUCGACGUUCCCGAGGACUUGGGGCCGCUGCAGUUCGUGAAGCUGCGCAAACAGUUCUGGCUGGUGGACGACGCGUGGUUCUGCGACCGCAUCACGGUGCGGGGCCCUGGAGCCCUCGCGGAGGCGGCCUUCCCGUGCUACCGCUGGGUGCAGGGCGAGGGCGUCCUGAGCCUGCCCGACGACACCGCCCGCCUGGCAGGAGACAAUGCCUUGGAUGUGUUCCAGAAGCAUCGAGAGAAGGAACUGAAGGAAAGACAACAGAUUUACUGCUGGGCCACCUGGAAGGAAGGGUUACCCCAAACAAUAUCUGCAGACUAUAAGGAUGAUCUACCUCCAAAUAUGAGAUUCCAUGAGGAGAAGAGGCUGGACUUUGAAUGGACUCGGAAGGCAGGGUCUCUGGAGAUCAUCCUCAAACGUGUUUACACCAUCCUGAGCUCCUGGAACCACCUACAAGACUUUGAUCAAAUCUUCUGGGGCCAGAAUAGUGUCCUGGCUGAGAAGGUUCACCAUCACUGGCAGGAUGAUGAGUUCUUUGGCUACCAGUUCCUCAAUGGCGCCAACCCCAUGCUGUUGCGACACUCCACCUCUCUGCCUUCCAGGCUAGUGCUGCCCUCAUGGAUGGAGGGUCUUCAGGCUCAGUUGGAGAAAGAACUCCAGAAUGGUUCCCUGUUUGAGGCUGACUUCAUCCUACUCAAUGAUAUUCCAGCCAACGUGAUCCGAGGAGAGCAGCAGUACCUGGCUGCUCCCCUGGUCAUGCUGAAGAUGGAGCCCAAUGGCAAGCUGCUACCCAUGGUCAUCCAGAUUCAGCCUCCCAGUCCCAGCUCCCCAAACCCAACACUGUUCCUGCCCUCAGAUCCCCCAUUUGCCUGGCUCCUGGCAAAGUGCUGGGUCCGAAAUUCAGAUUUCCAACUGCACCAGCUCCAGUAUCAUUUGCUGAACACUCAUCUGGUGGCUGAAGUCAUCGCUGUCGCCACCAUGAGGUGCCUCCCAGGACUACACCCUGUCUUCAAGCUCCUGAUCCCCCACACCCGCUACACCAUGGAAAUCAACACCCGGGCACGGACCCAACUCAUCUCAGUUGGAGGAGUAUUUGAUAAGGCAGUGAGCACAGGAGGAGGGGGCCAUGUGCAGUUGCUCCGUCGAGCAGUGACCCAACUGACCUACCGCUCCCUCUGUCCUCCUGACGACCUGGCUGACCGGGGCCUGCUGGGAAUCCCAAGUGCUCUCUACGCCCACGAUGCUUUACGGCUCUGGGAGAUCAUUGCCCGGUACGUGGAGGGGAUCAUCCACCUGUUCUACCAAAGGGAUGAUGUUGUGAGGGGAGACCCUGAGCUGCAGGCCUGGUGUCGGGAGAUCACUGAGGUGGGGCUGUGCCAGGCCCAGGACCGAGGUUUCCCUGUCUCCUUCCAGUCCAAGGCUCAACUCUGCCAUUUCCUUACCAUGUGUGUCUUCACAUGCACUGCCCAACACGGGGCCAUCAACCAGGGCCAGCUGGACUGGUAUGCCUGGGUCCCUAAUGCCCCAUGCACAAUGCGGAUGCCCCCACCCACCACCAAGGAAGAUGUGACAAUGGCCACAGUGAUGGGGUCACUACCUGAUGUCCAGCAGGCUUGUCUUCAAAUGGCCACCACAUGGUUCCUGGGUCGCCGCCAGCCAGACAUGGUGCCUCUGGGGCAUCACAAAGAAAAAUAUUUCUCAGGCCCCAAGGUUAAAGCUGUGCUAAGCCAAUUCCAAACAGAUUUGGAAAACUUGGAUAUGGAGAUUACAGCCCGGAAUGAGCAACUUGACCUGCCCUAUGACUACCUGAAGCCGAGCUGCAUAGAGAACAGUAUCACUAUCUGA
This is a messenger RNA of Cynocephalus volans (Philippine flying lemur), 1992 nucleotides long. It is a transcript of the gene ALOX12, whose product is annotated as arachidonate 12-lipoxygenase, 12S type. Gene Ontology annotation, biological process: arachidonate metabolic process; hepoxilin biosynthetic process; lipoxygenase pathway. The record is from RefSeq and is a predicted model, not a curated record. Bases 1 to 1992 code for a protein of 663 amino acids. NCBI's taxonomy places the organism in Eukaryota, Metazoa, Chordata, Mammalia, Dermoptera, Cynocephalidae. Gene Ontology annotation, cellular component: sarcolemma; cytosol. The transcript is spliced from 14 exons. Gene Ontology annotation, molecular function: protein binding; linoleate 13S-lipoxygenase activity; arachidonate 12(S)-lipoxygenase activity.